Marchantia polymorpha subsp. ruderalis is the source of this 632-nucleotide messenger RNA. Lineage: Eukaryota; Viridiplantae; Streptophyta; Marchantiopsida; Marchantiales; Marchantiaceae. The record is from the annotation of a GenBank genome assembly.
GUACAAGGUGGUUUUGCAGGUCGCACAGCCAGUAUGCCUGUCCGUCAGACAUGGCGACGGGGCGUGGCGCUGGCACAAGCGUCUCGGGCACCCAAACUUUGGUGCGCUGAAGACGAUGGCGCGUACCGGGCUGGUGCGUGGCCUGCCUCCGAUCGAGCAUGUGGAGCAGGUGUGCGACGCUUGCCUCGCUGGUAAGCAGCGGCGGGCGCCGUUCCCACAGGUGGCCAAGUACCUGGUCACGGAGACGCUAGAGUUGGUGCACGCAGACCUCUGCGGCCCCAUCUCACCGGCAACACUAGGAGGAAAGAAGUUCUUCCUGCUGAUGGUGGACGACCACAGCCGCUUCAUGUGGGUGGUCUUGCUGGCGUCGAAGGACGGCGCCGCCGCGAGCAUCCAGAGGUUCAAAGCGACGGCCGAGCUAGAGUCCAAGCACCCUCUGCGCACGUUUCGCACAUAUCGCGGGGCAGAAUUCACCUCCAUCGCGCUUGGAGAGUUCUUCGCCGAGCACGGAGUACAACGCCACCUCACUGCCCCGUACUCUCCGGAGCAAAACGGGAUGGUGGAGCGUCGCAACUAGAUAGUGGUCGGCAUGGCAAAGAGCAUGCUGAAGGCAAGGAACGUGCCAAACAGGU